Darwinula stevensoni is the source of this 2301-nucleotide messenger RNA. NCBI's taxonomy places the organism in Eukaryota, Metazoa, Arthropoda, Ostracoda, Podocopida, Darwinulidae. The record is from the annotation of a GenBank genome assembly.
AUGUCGCCCCUGUUCCUCCCAUCGAUCGCCUCCUUCAUCUCCCCUCCGACAUGGUUCCCACCCUCCUCCGCUCUCCCCUUCUCUAAACCCGCACGUGUAGCCAAAAUGCGGAUCUCGGCCUUCUAUUGCUUGGUGUUUUUGUGCUGUGUCGUCGGGAAGGAUCGGCACCCGAACUUGAAGUAUUUCGAGGUCCUGCGAAAGGAGGACCUGUCUCACGAGAUCGUGAAACGGGGGACCGACGAACGCGGUUCUCAUCCCUUCAACAAGAUUAAAGAAGUGUCCUUCGACGCGAUGGGAAGACGGUUUCGGCUCGUACUCUCCCCGCGUCGGGGAAUCCUGGACCCGUACUUCCAAGCGGUCACGGUGAAGGCGAACGGAAAAGAAUCUUCUGUCCCGGUGGAUCACGAGGAAUUCUACGAGGGGCGUGUGUUCGGGGAAACGUCGUCCCAUGUCUCAGCUCACAUCGGCCAUGGUCUCCUGACCGCAUCCAUCGAGACCUCGGGGGAAAUGUACCACGUGGAACCCACAUGGAGGCACCUGCCUAACACCCCCCGCGACGAUUCUAUGCUGAUUUACAAGGAGUCGGACGUGAAGUACAGCUGGGAGCAGCCCGAUGCUCCAUCCAAGGCCUAUUGCGCUCACGUCAAGGAAAAUGUGACGAGUGAGGACGAAGAGGAAGAGGAAUUAGAACGAGUGAAAAGGGAGGGAGAGGAAGAAGGCUACUCUUUUCAGUUGAGGAAAACCCGUUGUCCCUUGCUAUUGGUUGCCGAUUACCGCUUCUUCCGAGAGAUGGGUGCUGGGGACACCAAGACCACCAUUAACUAUCUCAUAAGCCUCAUCGAUCGAGUCCACAAGAUCUAUGCUAAAACGGAAUGGGUGGAUUCCCCCAACCAGAAAGGCUUCAAGGGCAUGGGUUUCGUGAUCAAGAAGAUCCUCGUGCAUUCCGAGCCCACGCCCGUCAAUCCGGGUGAACUUCACUAUAACAUGCACCGAGGUUCCUGGGACGUUCGGAGUCUCCUUGAAGUCUUCAGUCGGCAGUACACCCAUAAGAACUUUUGCCUGGCUCACCUUUUCACCGACAUCAAAUUCGACGGAGGAAUCCUGGGUCUGGCUUACGUGGGAAGCCCCCGACGGAACUCGGUCGGAGGGAUCUGCACUCCCGAGUAUUUUAAGAACGGAUACACUUUAUAUCUGAAUUCUGGACUGAGCAGCUCGCGGAACCACUAUGGUCAGCGGGUGAUCACGCGCGAAGCGGACCUGGUCACGGCUCACGAGUUCGGUCACAACUGGGGAUCCGAGCACGAUCCGGACCUCCCGGAAUGCUCACCCAAGGCAUCCGAAGGAGGCUCCUAUCUCAUGUACACCUACUCCGUCUCCGGCUACGAUUACAACAAUAAAAAGUUCUCGCCGUGCAGCCUCCGGUCCAUCAGGGCGGUCCUGUUGGCAAAGAGCGAGAAGUGCUUCACGGAACCAGAAGAGAGUUUCUGCGGGAACCUAAGGGUGGAAAAAGGCGAAGAAUGCGACGCCGGACUCGUCGGGACGGAGGACGUAGACGCCUGCUGCGACAGCAAGUGCAAGCUGCGACGGAAGGAAGGAGCCGUGUGUAGCGACAAAAACUCCCCCUGUUGCAAGAACUGUCGCUAUAUGCCGAAAGGCGUGAAGUGCCGCGAAGAACAGCUGGCCACCUGCGAACAGGAGGCAAAAUGCAGCGGGGAAUCGGCAGAAUGUCCUCCGUCGCUCCCCUUGCCCGACCACACCCCAUGCAUCGAGAAGGGGAAAUGUCUGGAAGGGAAAUGCGAACCGUUCUGUGAGAGCCAGCGGCCACCGUUGCAGAGCUGCAUGUGCGACAUCCUGGAGAACGCUUGCAGGCGAUGCUGCAGGACGCACCUGAACGACACCUGCUUCCCCGUCGACCCCGCAGACGUGUUACACGACGGCACGCCCUGCAUGGUCGGCUACUGCAAGGACGGCAUCUGUGAGAAGACCAUGCAGGACAUCGUGGAACGCUUCUGGGACGUCAUCGAGUACAUUGACAUCAACUCCGUGCUGCGCUUCCUCCGUGACAACAUCGUCGGAGCCGUGAUCCUCGUCGCAACGGUCGUCUGGAUCCCGUCCUGUUACAUCAUCAGCUACGUGGAUCGGAAGAGGCGGAUCCGACUAGAGAGGCAGAUCCAGUGGUUGGCCACCGAUCGACUCUUACACCCUGCCAACGAGACCAAGGUGAUCAACUUGAGAAAUCGGAGGGUGAAGCCCUACCUCGUGGAUCCAAAUAGUCUACCUCCAAGCAGCACUGCCAUCUGA